AUGGCGUCCAAGUUCUGGGGCAAAGGCUCUGACAGCGAGGAGGAAUCGAGUGAGGAGGAGGAGACCACUAGCAGCGAGGAGGAGAGCUCGUCGGAGGGAGAGUCCAGCGACUCCUCCUCCUCCUCCGGAUCCUCCGAUGACUCCAGCAAGCCCAAGAAGGGCGGCGCCAGCCGCUUCCUCAUGGGCUCGUCAGACUCGGAGUCGGAGGACGAGCGGCGCGUGGUGAAGAGCGCCAAGACCAAGGCGGUGGAGGAGCUGCAGAACACGUGCAACGACAUCCGCAACAAGAUGAACAUCAACGACUGGUCGGUGAUCCAGACGUUGUUCGACAAGCUGAACAAGCAGCUGGAGAAGACGAUGAAGGCCACGGGCGCGCUGGGCGUGCCCCGCGUCUACAUCCGCCUGCUGGUGGAGCUGGAGGACUUCCUGGCCAAGACGCUGGCGGAGAAGCCCAAGCUGUCGCCCACCAACACCCGCGCGCUGAGCCGGAUGAAGCAGCAGCUGCGGCGCCACAACGCGGGGUACGCGGAACAGAUCGCGGCCUUCCGCGAGAACCCCGUCUCUGACAGCGAGCCGGAGAGCGAGGCUCCGCCGAACGACGACGGAAAGUUCCGGCUGGCGCGCACUGGCGUGGUGGCGCGGCCCAAGGACCGCGUGCUGACCAUGGACCCCAAGGAGAUCACGUACGAGGUGGUGUCCAAGAAGCUGCGCGAGAUCGCGCUAGCGCGGGGCAAGUCCACGCGCCUGGACCGCCAGGAGCAGGUGGAGAUGCUGGCGCACCUGGCGGGGCUGGCGCGCGGCCCGGCCCAGCGCCUGCAGGUGCUGGUGGCCAGCCUGACGGUGGUAUUCGACAUGAAUCGCCCCACCCAGGCGGCCAUGACGCCCGGGAACUGGGCGCGCUGCGCGGCCACGCUCUUUGACAUCCUGGCCCUGCUGGAGGCGCACCCCGAGCUGGAGCUGCGCCUGGACGACGAGUGGAACGGGAGCCUGAAGGGGCUGGACCCCCACGCGCACGAGUACAUGGACAGGCUGCGCGACGAGACGGUGCUCCUGGCCCUGGCGGCGGCCGUGGCGCAGCGCUGCGAGGCAACGGGGGCUUUUGGCGCCCUGGCCACCGUGUCCUUGCGCCGCAUCGACCACCUGUACCACAAGACGGCGCCGGAGGAGGAGGGCGGGGCGGCGGAGGGGUUCGAGCCCCGCGACGGGUCCGCCGCCGGCCCUCCGCCGCCGGUGGUGCGCCUGCCCCCGGGCUUCGCGCUGCCCGCCGACGCGGCCGCGUCGCUGGAGGCCCUGGUGCGCACCGUCUACGCGCAUGGCACCGACAACCAGAAGGGCCAGGCGCUGCUGGCCUCGGUGUACUGGCGCGCCGUGCACGACGACUACCACGGCGCGCGCGACCUGCUGCUCAGCUCCCGCAUCCAGGACCAGACGGGCGCUCUGGAGAACCGGCUGCAGGUGCUGCACAACCGCGCGAUCGCGCAGCUGGGCCUGGCCGCCUUCCGCGCGGGCCUGGUGCCGGACGCCCACGCCUGCCUGGCUGACCUGUACGGCACCGGGCGGGUGAAGGAGCUGCUGGCCCAGGGCAUCCAGGCGCACCGCUACGCGGAGCGCAGCCCCGAGCAGGAGGCCAUCGAGCGCCGGCGCCAGGUGCCCUUCCACCUCCACAUCAACCUGGAGCUGCUGGAGAGCGUGUACCUGACUUCGGCCCUGCUGCUGGAGGUGCCCCACGCGGCCGCGAGCGGCAACGCCACGCUGGCCGGCGGCGAGCGGCGCCGCCCGCUGUCCAAGCCCCUGCGCCGCCUGCUGGACAACUACGAGCGCCAGACCUUUGUGGGGCCGCCGGAGAACGUGCGCGACCACAUCAUCGCCGCCGUGCGCGCCCUCAGCACAGGCGACUGGCGCAAGGCAUACGGCUACGUGUCCUCGCUGGCAUGCUGGGCGCUGAUGCCGCAGCGCGAGGCGGUGCUGGACGCCCUGCGCGACCGAUUCAAGGUGGAGGGCCUGCGCACCUACCUGCUCACCUACGCGCGCUACUACUCCUCCCUCUCUGUCGCCGCGCUGUGCGAGAUGUUCGACCUGCCGGAGCGGCGCGUGCACGCCGUGGUCUCCCGCCUGCUGGCCGACGAGGCGCUGGCCGGCGCGCACGACCAGCCCACCGGCACGGUGGUGGUCCGCGCCGCGGAGCCCAGCCGCCUGGCCGCGCUGGCCGCGGGCUUCGCGGACCGUGCCGCGCUGCUGGUGGACCUGAAUGAGCGCGCGCUGGCGCUUCGCACCGGGGGCAGCCCCGGUUUGUGUCUGCGCGAGCGUGCCCCGCGGCACGCGGUGCGCGGCCGACGCUCAGCCCCUCCCUCCCCCCUCUCCCCCUGCUCUAUACCCCUGUCCUGCUGCGACACUGCCCCCUGA
Messenger RNA from Auxenochlorella protothecoides, 2403 nucleotides. RefSeq names its product Eukaryotic translation initiation factor 3 subunit C. Gene Ontology annotation, biological process: translational initiation. Gene Ontology annotation, molecular function: translation initiation factor activity; translation initiation factor binding; RNA binding. Gene Ontology annotation, cellular component: eukaryotic translation initiation factor 3 complex. Bases 1 to 2403 code for a protein of 800 amino acids. The record is from RefSeq and is a predicted model, not a curated record. The transcript has 8 exons. NCBI's taxonomy places the organism in Eukaryota, Viridiplantae, Chlorophyta, Trebouxiophyceae, Chlorellales, Chlorellaceae.